AAGAAAAUGUCAGUCACCAUGCAUGAAAAUCGCAAAUCUAGGGCCAGUACUGGCUCCAUAAACAUAUACUUGUUCCAUAAGUCAUCCUAUGCUGAUAGUGUCCUUACUCACCUGAACCUUCUGCGUCAGCAGCGUCUCUUUACAGAUGUACUUCUCCAUGCUGGGAACAGGUCGUUCCCCUGCCACAGAGCCGUUCUAGCUGCUUGUAGCCGCUAUUUCGAAGCGAUGUUCAGUGGAGGACUGAAGGAGAGCCAGGACAGUGAAGUCAACUUUCAUAAUUCGAUUCACCCAGAAGUCUUGGAGCUUCUUCUGGACUAUGCGUAUUCCUCCAGGGUUAUCAUCAAUGAGGAGAAUGCAGAGUCGCUGCUGGAGGCCGGUGACAUGCUGGAGUUUCAGGACAUUCGGGAUGCUUGUGCAGAAUUUCUGGAGAAGAACCUUCAUCCCACCAACUGUCUUGGCAUGCUGCUGCUGUCGGAUGCUCACCAGUGCACGAAGCUGUAUGAACUCUCUUGGAGGAUGUGUCUUAGCAACUUCCAGAGUAUCAGUAAAAGCGAAGACUUCCUCCAGCUGCCGAAAGACAUGGUCGUGCAGCUCCUUUCCAGUGAAGAACUGGAAACUGAAGACGAAAGGCUGGUGUAUGAAUCGGCUAUCAACUGGAUCAACUAUGACCUGAGUAAGCGUCACUGUUACCUGCCUGAGCUAUUGCAGACGGUGAGACUGGCCCUCUUGCCAGCCAUAUACCUUAUGGAGAAUGUGGCCAUGGAAGAACUGAUCACCAAGCAAAGGAAGAGCAAAGAGAUCGUAGAAGAGUCGAUAAGAUGCAAGUUAAAGAUCUUGCAGAAUGAUGGAGUGGUCACUAGUUUGUGUGCCAGGCCCCGUAAAACUGGCCAUUCACUUUUUCUUUUGGGUGGCCAAACCUUUAUGUGUGACAAGCUGUACCUGGUGGACCAAAAGGCAAAGGAGAUCAUUCCAAAGGCUGACAUACCGAGUCCACGGAAAGAGUUCAGCGCUUGUGCCAUCGGCUGCAAAGUGUACAUCACUGGGGGACGAGGGUCAGAAAAUGGAGUCUCCAAAGACGUGUGGGUGUAUGACACCCUUCACGAGGAGUGGUCGAAGGCUGCUCCCAUGCUGGUAGCUAGGUUCGGGCAUGGCUCUGCUGAACUCAAGCACUGUUUGUAUGUUGUAGGAGGACACACCGCAGCAACUGGUUGCCUGCCAGCUUCCCCUUCAGUAUCCUUAAAGCAAGUAGAACAGUAUGACCCCGUGACCAACAAAUGGACCAUGGUUGCCCCAUUGCGAGAGGGAGUAAGCAACGCAGCUGUGGUCAGCGCGAAGCUUAAGCUGUUUGCCUUUGGAGGUACCAGCGUCAGCCAUGACAAGCUGCCCAAAGUUCAGUGCUAUGACCAGUGUGAAAACAGAUGGACGGUACCAGCCACCUGCCCCCAGCCCUGGCGCUACACAGCCGCAGCUGUUCUGGGUAACCAGAUUUUUAUUAUGGGCGGAGAUACCGAAUUCUCUGCGUGCUCCGCUUAUAAAUUCAACAGUGAGACAUACCAGUGGACUAAGGUGGGAGAUGUGACAGCCAAGCGAAUGAGCUGCCACGCAGUGGCAUCUGGCAACAAAUUGUAUGUGGUCGGAGGAUACUUUGGCAUUCAGAGGUGCAAAACGUUGGACUGCUACGAUCCCACAUUAGAUGUGUGGAACAGCAUAACAACUGUGCCCUAUUCGUUAAUUCCCACGGCAUUUGUCAGCACAUGGAAGCACCUCCCCUCAUAAUUGUGUGCAUGUUGCAAUUACAAAUUAUCAGUUUACUUCUUUAUUUGGAGAAGAUAAUUGGAACCUCAGAUCUGGAGAAACUUUUAAUGAAGAAAAAUCAUUCAGCGUCUCUUGCAUUUGAAGAAACUCAUCUGCACCUUGUAAAUUAUCUAACCUAGACAUGAAGGAAUGGGAGGAAAAAGAACUGUCUUCAGUGCUUCAGCACAUGGUUUAAAUAUGAAUGGACGAACCUAGGAUCUGGCCCUUGUGCUAGUAAUCGUGGAUUAAUGCCAAUAUUAAUCAGUCCUUCAAAGAAGAAAAAGAGGAGACAGAACUUCU
Opisthocomus hoazin is the source of this 2094-nucleotide messenger RNA. NCBI's taxonomy places the organism in Eukaryota, Metazoa, Chordata, Aves, Opisthocomiformes, Opisthocomidae. The record is from RefSeq and is a predicted model, not a curated record.